CACUAUACGAACAGCUUAUGAAGACUUGAUGCCAGCAAAAAGGUUUCAUUUGACGAAAAAGGAAAAAAAGGGAAAAGAGGAAAAUAUUGAAAAUUGAAAGAAGCCUCUCAUUGGUCACUGCUCAUCCUCUUUGUUUUUCUUCUCUCUUUCCCCUAAUUUGCAUAUCCAAGAUUUGCAGACAAGGGGACUUUCUGUACGUUAUACGUAAGACUAUAUAUAUUUGGGCGGAAUGUUAUUCAGAUAGCUGAAGACAAGAAGUUGAUUUUGGUUGGUGAAAAAGAAGAAGAGGACUAGGGGAAAUAGGUGAAUUUUGGGGGAGAAAAGGAAGACAAGUUUAAUUUGGAGAGAAAUAUGGUGGGGUCAAAAAUGGAGGGGCCGUCUGCACCAGCAUUGCGGCGAGACCCAUAUGAGGUGCUUUCCGUGUCCAGGGAUUCUUCUGAUCAAGAAAUUAAGACAGCCUAUAGAAAGCUUGCUCUCAAGUACCACCCAGACAAGAAUGCUAACAAUCCUGAAGCUGCAGAACUUUUCAAGGAGGUUGCAUAUUCAUAUAGCAUUUUAUCCGAUCCAGAGAAGAGGAGGCAAUAUGAUAGUUCAGGGUUUGAGGCCCUUGACGCUGAAGGAAUGGAUAUGGAGAUUGAUUUGUCAAAUCUUGGAACUGUCAACACAAUGUUUGCAGCUUUAUUCAGCAAAUUGGGUGUACCUAUCAAGACCACUAUUUCUGCUAAUGUUCUUGAAGAGGCUUUGAAUGGAACCGUCACAGUUAGACCUCUUCCAAUUGGAACUUCAGUCAGUGGAAAGGUAGAAAAGCAGUGUGCACACUUCUUUGGUGUAACUAUCAGUGAAGAACAAGCAGAGUCAGGAAUAGUUGUUAGAGUUACUUCAGCUGCACAAAGCAAAUUUAAGCUCUUGUACUUUGAACAAGAUGCAAAUGGGGGAUAUGGUUUAGCAUUGCAGGAAGACAGUGAAAAGACAGGCAAAGUUACAUCAGCUGGAAUGUACUUCUUGCAUUUUCAAGUGUACAGAAUGGAUUCAACUGUAAAUGCGUUGGCAAUGGCUAAGGACCCCGAAGCUGCUUUCUUCAAAAGACUGGAAGGCCUUCAACCUUGUGAGGUUUCGGAACUAAAAGCUGGCACUCACAUAUUCGCUGUUUAUGGAGAUAACUUCUUCAAACCUGCUACCUAUACGAUUGAGGCUCUUUGUGCGAAGACAUAUGAGGAUACAACUCAUAAGCUUAAGGAUAUCGAAACUCAGAUUUUGAGGAAAAGAAAUGAGCUACGCCAAUUUGAGACAGAAUAUAGGAAGGCAUUGGCACGAUUUCAAGAAGUCACCAACAGAUAUAGUCAGGAAAAACAGUCUGUUGAUGAGCUGCUAAAACAGCGAGAUAGCAUCCACUCUUCUUUUACUGUUGCGAGGGCUGUUGCCAUCCCAAGUGGGAGUGGACAUUUUAGCAAUGGAAGCAGCAGUAAAAUUCCUGGUGAAGAUUACAAAUCUGAGAGUCCAGGGGAUGAGGGCAGUUCAGAUUCAAAGGAUAAGUCUUCAAAGAAGAAAUGGUUCAAUCUUAACCUCAAAGGAUCUGAUAGAAAGUGAAUAUGGUAUUAGCACUAUACUUGUUUCCUGAGGUUUGAAGUUCCUUAUUGCAUGCAAGCGUUUCUGCAUGGUAGUCUGUUGUCAAUACAAGGCUUGCCUCUUAUUAUGUGGUUGAUGUUACUGAGAAUUCUCGUGGCUGUUCCAUGUGGUCUGUGAUAUUAUUUCUGUAAAAUGUUGAAAAUUGUAGAGGUUUGUGUUACUAGACAUGUAAUUCUUGGAGCUGUCGAAUAUAUGAGGCCCAAGUUGGGAUAGUUUCUAGAACAUUAGAACAAACCAAUUAGAAAAUGUUCGAUUUUGUUGUAACUGUAAUUUUGUUUGCAACACAUUUCAUUAGUUACAUUGUCAAAAAUAUUAAGCUUGACAGAGCAUC
Sesamum indicum (sesame) is the source of this 1957-nucleotide messenger RNA. RefSeq names its product chaperone protein dnaJ 15. The record is from RefSeq and is a predicted model, not a curated record. NCBI's taxonomy places the organism in Eukaryota, Viridiplantae, Streptophyta, Magnoliopsida, Lamiales, Pedaliaceae.